Molecule: messenger RNA, 2594 nt
Organism: Lates calcarifer (barramundi perch)
Lineage: Eukaryota; Metazoa; Chordata; Actinopteri; Centropomidae
Gene: myod1
Product: myogenic differentiation 1
Exons: 3
Coding region: 373-1266 (297 amino acids)
Biological process (GO): positive regulation of myoblast differentiation; muscle organ development; regulation of transcription by RNA polymerase II
Molecular function (GO): protein dimerization activity; DNA-binding transcription factor activity, RNA polymerase II-specific; RNA polymerase II cis-regulatory region sequence-specific DNA binding
Source: RefSeq, a predicted model, not a curated record
AAACUGUUGUGUGUUGAACAUGUGUCCUCCCCCUCUCUUUAUUACCCCGCUGUUACUGCUCUGUUAGGGGGUAAUUGUACACUAAUUACCGUGAAGCUGUAAACCCCUCCCCCUGCCCGCUGAUUGGUCAGACCUCAGUGGACAGCAUGACCCUGACCCCGCCCCUCCAGUGGUGUCCCAGGUAUAAGACGAUCCAGGUCGACAGCUGAGGGGUCAGAACAGUUUGUGACAGGACUCUACAUUCCCCCAGAAAACCCUGACCCUGAUCCACAGUCCUCCUCCUCCUCCUCCUCCUCUUCUUCUUCUUGUUUUUGGCUGCUCUGUCUCCUCCACUGGAUUUCUCUUCUUCUUUGGUUGUUUGGGGACUGAACCAUGGAGUUGUCGGAUAUCUCUUUCCCCAUCCCCGCGGCUGAUGAUUUCUACGAUGACCCCUGCUUCAACACCAGCGACAUGCACUUCUUCGAGGACCUGGACCCGCGGCUGGUCCAUGUGGGCCUGCUGAAGCCGGACGACUCCUCCUCUUCGUCCUCGUCCUCCCCUUCCUCCUCCUCCUCCUCCCCGUCCUCCCUCCUGCACCUCCACCACCACCACGCCGAGGUGGAGGACGACGAGCACGUCCGCGCCCCCAGCGGGCACCACCAGGCGGGCCGCUGCCUGCUCUGGGCCUGCAAGGCCUGCAAGAGGAAGACCACCAACGCGGACCGGCGGAAGGCGGCCACGCUGCGGGAGCGGAGGCGGCUCAGCAAGGUCAACGACGCCUUCGAGACCCUGAAGCGGUGCACGACGGCCAACCCCAACCAGCGGCUGCCCAAGGUGGAGAUCCUGCGCAACGCCAUCAGCUACAUCGAGUCCCUGCAGGCGCUGCUGCGCGGCGGGCAGGAGGACGGCUUCUACCCGGUGCUGGAGCACUACAGCGGGGACUCGGACGCCUCCAGCCCCCGCUCCAACUGCUCCGACGGCAUGACGGAUUUUAACGGGCCGACCUGUCAGUCAACCAGAAGAGGAAGUUACGACAGCAGCUCUUAUUUCUCUCAGACUUCAAACGGUGGUCUGAAGAGCGACCGGAGCUCGGUGGUCUCCAGUCUGGACUGUCUCUCCAGCAUCGUGGAGCGGAUCUCAACUGACAACAGCAGCCUGCUGCCGGCCGCUGAUGGCCCCGGGUCCCCACCCACGGACCCUGCUGGUGAGACGGCAGCCCCCGGACCCGCCCAGGUCCCGUCUCCAACCGCCAGCCAGGACCCGAACCUGAUCUACCAAGUCCUAUAGACACCUCCCUCACACCUGGGGACUCUCACGUCAGACCCACAUCACACACCGUCUGAUCCUGAUCCACACACUCGCGUUAUUUAGGCUGAACUGAGUCUUCACAACCUGUUUGCAUCAGCUGUAAAGUUUUUCUAACUUAGAGUUUUAAACAUCCUUCCACACCUGCUUUUAUUCCCUUUAGCUGGAAACAUACGGAAGUUCACUCCUGCCAAAAAGAAAAAAAACAAUUGAGUACAAAAAAUUUACUGAUGAACUUGUAAAAUAGAGUUUGAUAUUUUUAUAAAUCACAUUUCCAUAGAUUUUAUAGUUACUGAGCAUGCUCCAUGUGCUGAAGAAGAGCAUGGAGACAUGGUCAAAAAAAAAGGGCCUCAAAUUAACAAACAAGUUUAUUUCUAAAUCUUAAUUCAGUUUUAAGAAAACAAUAAGAACAAAUGACAUAAAUUAAAUCGCCUCAAGUUUCCGUGUGAAUAAAUAAUGAUUGUAUUUAAAAUAAUAAUUACUACAGAAAGAAACUGAUUUAUUUUUUGUGUAUUUUUUCAAAAUACGAUAAACCAGAAACAGUCAGGAAUUAGCCAAAGUCGUAAUUUUAACCCUUUAUAUAAAGUGAUUAUUUUUCUGGCAUGAAUGAUCUUCCAUAUUUCAGCAUAUCCAACCCCCUUUCCUGCUGUUAAUAAACGUGGACUAGACUUUAGAUCAAACCACUUGAAAAUGCUGGAAAAUGUAGUUUUUAUAAACAGGUUUUUACUGACAAGUAGAAAAAUCAGUUCAGUUCUUGCUGUAUUUUUAUUAUGUUUGUUGUAAGUUAUGAAAACUAUUUUUAAAGAAGGCUCAGCUGAGUCUGUGUUUAGUCUAUUUGAUGAAGGACGGAGGCCAAAAAAAUCCAUCCAUUUACAUUCCUCCACGUCCAAGUCCUAAAAGCCCCAGCUGCUCAAGUCCCUCAGGACAAAAAACAACUGCAAUAAUCCUGAUAUAUUGUAAGAAAAAAAAUUACCAUACAAAACAUCUUUACUCAGGAGUAUUGUGGUGUUUUUUUGUCCCACCAGGGUUGAAGUAGGUUCAGACCUUCCUUCCUGUCCAAGUCAAAUUAAAAUUUAUUUCAUUUGUCGUUUUCAUUUCACUGCAGCGGAGGACCAUUUUUCUGUUUCUGUACAUAUUAUGUAAAUAAGAGCUGAUUUGUUCCAACUGAAAAGUAUUAAUUAUGUAUUUAAUGUUUCUGUCAGUACGUGCUUUUGUUUGUUGUGAAAAAAAUGUUAAACUUUAUAUUUAUACAUCUGAAAACUGAGUGAGUCUAAUGACAAAUAAAUGAACCUGCUUAUUUAUACAAAAAA